GACAAAUCAGUGGGCGGGACAAAUCAGUUGCUGUCCGUCAGUCAUUCGUGUGGCUGGGUGCAGGUGGCAGGAUGGGGAGUGCCGACUCCAAGCUGCAUUUCAGGAAAGCGGUGAUCCAACUCACUACCCGGACACAGCCAGUUGAGGCCACUGAUGAUGCAUUCUGGGACCAAUUCUGGGCUGACACAGCCACAUCCAUCCAAGAUGUGUUCACCUUGGUGCCAGCUGCUGAGAUAAGAGCUGUGAGAGAGGAGUCACCCUCUAACUUGGCCACCCUGUGCUACAAAGCUGUUGAGAAGUUGGUCCAAGGAGCAGAAUCGGGCUGUACAAGUGACAAGGAGAAGCAGGUUGUGAUAAACUGCACCCAGCUGCUGACUCGCAUCUUGCCGUACAUAUUUGAGGAUCCAGACUGGAGAGGCUUCUUUUGGUCGACGGUCCCAGGGACAGGCUGUGGAGAGGCCUCUGAGAGAGAUGAUGAGACUGCUCGUCCUCUGGCUGAGUCGCUGUUACUCGCUAUUGCUGACCUGCUCUUCUGUCCUGAUUUCACCGUGCAGAGUCACAGGAAGCCCGGACCGGAGACUGCUGAAGAUCUUCACUCUAUUGACAGCUGUGAGUAUAUCUGGGAGGCAGGUGUGGGCUUUGCUCAUUCACCUCCUCACAGCCACGGCCAUGAUUUGAACAGGACAGAGCUGCUAAAACUGCUGCUGACUUGUUUCUCUGAGGCUGUGUACCUUCCGCCUACAUCUGAAGGGAAUAUUCUCAAUCCUUGGGUUCAGUUUUUCUGCUCAACGGAGAACCGACAUGCUCUACCACUGUUUACAUCGCUGCUGAAUGUUGUAUGUGCCUACGACCCUGUAGGCUAUGGGAUUCCUUAUAACCACCUACUCUUCUCCGACUACCGAGAGCCCUUGGUGGAGGUUGCCGCCCAGGUUCUUAUCGCGACCCUGGAUUACGAUGCCUCCACCAGCCUGAAUCCGUCGGUGGAUGGGACCACCACGAGUACAGCCAUGGAUGACACAGAGCCUCCUGGUCCUGAGAAUCUGUUUGUCAACUACCUUUCCAGAAUUCACAGAGAAGAGGAUUUUCAGUUCAUUCUGAAGGGCCUUGCUCGCCUGCUUAAUAAUCCACUGCUGCAGACAUACCUACCCAACUCGACCAAAAAAAUUCAGUUCCACCAAGAGCUCCUGGUUCUCUUCUGGAAACUCUGUGACUUCAACAAAAAAUUCCUUUUCUUUGUGCUGAAGAGCAGUGAUGUACUGGAUAUCCUGGUCCCCAUCCUAUAUUACCUGAAUGACGCUAGAGCUGACCAGUCACGUGUGGGUUUGAUGCACAUUGGGGUCUUCAUCCUCCUGCUUCUCAGUGGAGAGCGUAAUUUCGGUGUCCGACUGAACAAACCUUACUCAGUUCGUGUGCCCAUGGACAUCCCGGUCUUCACUGGAACACAUGCUGACCUUCUUAUUGUUGUGUUUCACAAGAUUAUCACAAGUGGGCAUCAGCGUUUGCAGCCUUUGUUUGAUUGUCUACUCACUAUUGUUGUUAACGUCUCUCCGUAUUUGAAGAGUUUGUCCAUGGUUGCUGCAAAUAAAUUGCUGCACCUACUGGAAGCCUUCUCUACAACUUGGUUUUUGUUCUCAGCAUCUCAGAACCACCACCUGGUCUUCUUCCUUCUGGAAGUCUUCAAUAACAUCAUUCAGUACCAAUUUGAUGGAAAUUCAAACCUGGUCUACGCCAUCAUUCGGAAGCGCAAUGUCUUCCACCAGCUUGCCAAUCUCCCAACUGAUCCUGCUGCCAUCCAGAAAGCCAUACAGAAGAAGAAGAAAUCAGCUGAGCCCAUUUCACGGACUAACUCACAGGAGGGAGUAUCCAUGGAAGGAUCACGGCCAGCGGCUCCUGCAGAACCAGGCACUUUGAAGACCAGCCUCGUGGCAACCCCAGGUAUUGAUAAACUUACGGAGAAAUCACAGAUCUCAGAGGAUGGGACAAUGAGCCGUGUAGAUCAGGUUCAGACUGAAGACUGCAGUCUUACAGUGACCAGUGACACUGAAUCAUCAAGUGGGGUUUGUGAUGUUCAGGGAGAUGCAUUUGCCUGCCAUGCAGUCUGGGAUACAAUUCCACCGACCUCAGAGAGGAGAAGGAAGUCUUCAGGUCUCUCUACGAGCCGUCACUGGUCACCGAGCCCAGACUGGGUAACAUCAUGGAAAUCUAAACUCCCUCUACAAACCAUCAUGCGACUGCUGCAGGUUCUGGUUCCACAGGUGGAGAAGAUCUGCAUUGACAAAGGUCUGACAGAUGAAUCAGAGAUCCUGAAGUUCCUGCAGCACGGUACACUGGUUGGAUUACUCCCAGUGCCACAUCCCAUCCUCAUUCGCAAAUACCAGGCCAACUCAGGCACGGCAAUGUGGUUCCGGACAUAUAUGUGGGGCGUCAUUUACCUAAGGAAUGUGGACCCGCCCAUCUGGUACGACACAGAUGUGAAGCUCUUUGAAAUUCAGCGGGUUUAAGAAACCAAAAUGGAUUUCAGGAAAUACUCUGGCCAAAUUUUAUUUUCCAUUUUAAUUCUUAUUCUAAUGGUUGCUUUCUGCCUUCCUCUUCACUGACCUGACCUUCCCUUGGGACUUGCUGCUGUGUGUGGCAUCUCACCUCUGCAGAGCUCUACUUGCUAGUCUAAAUACAUUGCUCCCAGUCAUUAGCUCAGGACAACUGACCCUAUCCCACACUGACAGCACAUAGCAGCCCCUGCUCAGCCUCCUGUUAUUGCUUCUUGCUUGUCUCAGUUCUCUCUACACAAUCUGUCUGGUCACUACAGAGACAAUUGCUCUAUGGUCCUUUGAUUCAGUCAGACUUCCAGUCACUAUGGACUGUCACAUAGCAACUGUAUGACCAUCUACAAGAACCCAGCCUCUACCCCCCCCCCCCCACCCCAAGUUCUAUGCAACCAGGUGCUUAUCUCUCCAUACUGCAUCCCACAAGACUGUGCUUGAGAAUGCUGCCACAGGGAGUGAUUCUAUGGUCACUGGAGACUUAAGGUAUAUGUUGCUGGUAGCUGCAUUCACCACAGUUGUCCGACAUGCCUGUUUAAGGAAAGAUAAAACAGGAGGCUGGUCCAUUUGCCAGUCGCACCAUAGUGCUGGUAUUCACUGGCUGGCCACCAGAUUGCUGGGGUAGCAGUGGGCAUUAUGUUUCCCAGACCUGGGCUGUGUUUGAGUGAGAGAUUUGGGUAGCACCGGUAAGCCAAGCUGUUGUGUAAGUAAGCGUUUAUCUGCAGUCUGAGCCUGUUCUUCCCCAUGUUAAUAUACUGUAACUCACCUCUAAGCCCCUGUCUUGCAGACGUGGUAUUGUGUGAAUCAGAAGCCUGCUUCAGCCCACCUUGCCUUACAGCUUUGUGUGACUCUGAAAUGCCUCCAAUACCACUAGAGUAUGUUGAGUCCGGAGACUUUACUCCUGAAGCUCAGUAAAUAUUUUGCUUCGCAUUACUUAAGCGUAACUAUACUGAAAGAAAUACUGUGCAUGUUGAAGCUCACGCCCAUAACUCAGCCCAUUAUGGAUUGCUUCCACCUAUGAUGUAGGCUCAAAGAGGGCUCAGAAGAUGUGCCCCACUCACCUUUGGCUAACCUGCACCAAGCCCUCUUCCUCUUCCCCCUUCCUAUUCCUUCAUCCUUCCAGCCUUAGUGACCAAGAGUUGGAUGGCUUGUCCUGCUGCUGCUCACUUUGCAGAGGGCAUUACUUUCAGCAUCUUGACACAAGCACGUUGUUUUAGCCGUCCAUGCAGAAAGAGACCAUUCAGCCCAUUGUUUCUUUGCUGUCCUGCCCUGCAUUUCUGCAUUCUUACUUCCUGUGGAAUGGUUUUAUUAACUAUCUUUCCAUCCUUUGAACCUCUUAUUUUUGAUCAGCAAAAAACAUAAAACAAUACGGCACUGGCCAAGCUAUUCAGCUCACAAUGUUGUGUGGACUACCAAUUAUUUUAGUAAUUAUUUUAAACUUUUUAACAUGAUCCUCUGUAAAUGAGAUCCAAAUAACUACAUUGCCUCUUCAUUUAGUUGCUGUACCCUGUAAAUCCACCAAACACUAAAUGCAAUGUUCACAGAAACACUAUUUUGAAAUGUAUUUACAGGAAGAAUUACUUCCGGCACUGGAUGUACCACAAGCUUGUAUUCUUUUAGGGUGGUCCUAUACUACUGUUUCUUAAAAGUUGCAAUUAUCUGCAGAUGUUUUUUUUGUACUGUGGCAGGAACUGUUCCACCCAGUUAGAUGGGUGAAUAUACCACCCAGCAGCCACUGAAUUAUUCACGUAGGAAUGACCCUAGUUUUAUCACUAGCUAUGCUACUAACUGGAACUCAAGAUCUUCAGCUAAUGAGUGAAAAAUUGUUCUAUAAUUGGGUUACUUGCAUGGCAUACCUAAAUUACAAUCAUAGGCAGCAGCUUCAGAACGUUCCUCCCCUAAGCGUACGUGAUUGGUACAGUGUAGAGGGAGCUUCACUCUUGUCUAACCUGUGUCCUAGAGUUGUGUGAACAGAUAAUGCAGAGGGAGCUUCACUGUAUCUACCGUUGACCUGGGAGUAUAUGACGAGACAGUGUAGAAGGAGCUUCACUCUGCUUGGCCUAUGUGUUCCUAUCCUAGGAGGCUUAAAUGCAGACACUGAAUGUCUGGAAUGAAAUGUGCACAAUUCACCGGCAUUGACAUCAUACUCUCACACUAAAUAGCAGAAGAUUUAUAAGAUUUUAAUAUGUUUCUAUUUGGGAAUCAGUUCCUACGUUGCACAGGACCUUUAACUGUGCUGUGGUGUGUGGUGAUACGUAAAUCCAGUGAGUUACCUAAAUCUGUGCCUGAUGUUAACAGAUGCGUGAUAGCACUUUAGAAAGUACUUUGUUAUUGUAAUUUAAGGAAUCUUAAAGGAGAAGGAUUCUCUACAGGUAACUUUGUUAAAUUUACUGGCCUAUAGAAUUACUUAUCUCUUUAAGGACGCAGUAUCAGUCUAUCUCUGUCUAUUUUUGUUUGCCUGGUUACACUGUUCUUAUUUAUAUUGUUUCCAAGUGGUGAUAUCUGUUUUCUUUAUGUGAAUCAUUUGCAAACUGUUGGUAAUAUUUUAAAAAAAUAAAUUUUUCAGAGAGUGCAAUGGA
Messenger RNA from Hypanus sabinus (Atlantic stingray), 5119 nucleotides. RefSeq names its product protein HID1. Lineage: Eukaryota; Metazoa; Chordata; Chondrichthyes; Myliobatiformes; Dasyatidae. Gene Ontology annotation, cellular component: Golgi trans cisterna; Golgi medial cisterna; membrane. The coding region runs from base 72 to 2501 and encodes 809 amino acids. The record is from RefSeq and is a predicted model, not a curated record. The transcript is spliced from 20 exons.